UUCCCCCGCGUUCCCUGGGGAAAGAGGCCGGAGUUUGCCACGAGCGCGUCCCCUUCAUUCUCAGUCCGGGCGCGUUCUCAGCAGGAUCGCAGAGAGCCGGCGCUCCUCGUCCCCAGUCCCCGUGGUCUUGGGAGCACGUCCCCUAGCCCCUCGGCAUCCCAGGAAGGCGGCUAGCGGGCGGGAGUAAGACAGCCACUGAGCCAUGGGCGCAGGCAGUUCCACCGAGCAGCGGAGCCCCGAGCAGCCGCCGCCGGCGGGGAGCGACACGCCGAGCGAGCCGGAGCUCAGUGGCCACGGGCCCGCAGCGGAAGCGCCGGGAGCAGCUGGGGAACCUGCCGACGCGGACCCCGCCACCAAGCUCCUACAGAAGAAUGGUCAGCUGUCUGCUGUCAAUGGCGUAGCUGAACAAGGAGAUGACCACGUCCAAGAGGGAAACCAGGAUGGGCAGGAGGAAGAAGUCAUUGUUGAAGAUGGUAAGCUGUCCUUGUAG
Onychomys torridus (southern grasshopper mouse) is the source of this 490-nucleotide messenger RNA. It is a transcript of the gene Akap12, whose product is annotated as A-kinase anchoring protein 12. Gene Ontology annotation, molecular function: protein kinase A binding. The coding region runs from base 203 to 490 and encodes 95 amino acids. The record is from RefSeq and is a predicted model, not a curated record. Gene Ontology annotation, biological process: signal transduction; regulation of protein kinase C signaling. Gene Ontology annotation, cellular component: cytoplasm. The transcript has 3 exons. NCBI's taxonomy places the organism in Eukaryota, Metazoa, Chordata, Mammalia, Rodentia, Cricetidae.